Culicoides brevitarsis is the source of this 1053-nucleotide messenger RNA. RefSeq lists its product as uncharacterized. The record is from RefSeq and is a predicted model, not a curated record. Lineage: Eukaryota; Metazoa; Arthropoda; Insecta; Diptera; Ceratopogonidae. The coding region runs from base 134 to 886 and encodes 250 amino acids. The transcript is spliced from 5 exons.
UACAACAACGCCCUUUAAAAUCACAACAAACCCAAAACGAUCCAUGUUUUAAUUAAAUUUCCCUUUUUCAAAUAAUUUUUAAGUCCAUUUCGUGCCUUAUUACUGAGAUCUGAAAGAAAAGAAGCCAAUAAAGAUGAAUUACGGAAGAAAAACGCCCUCGACUUACAGAUCGACAACCACAAUUGGUGGAAGCACCAGCAAACGUUCUCGUUCGAUGAAAUCUGUGGCAAUUCCAUGGUAUCAAAAGCCAAUUUUACGGAAUACAGACAUCCAAAAGGCAGCUCUUUUCACGGGAUUGUUCUCAUUGUUUGUGUCUAUUUUCACAAUCGCAACUGCCGUUUUUGACUUGUAUUGUUUGGCGAUGGCGUCUCCGGGAAGCACUCAUCGCGGUUAUUACCUCAUUUCGUAUGAAUUUGUCUAUGUGGGUAAUGUUCAUGUGCGUAAUACGUUAAUUGUGUUUGCCCUGUUUUCCCUCGUUGGGGCUUGUUUCUUGUUUGUGACGAGUCUCAUGUUGAUAAUUGCCCUCAGAAAGGAACACGAGAAGAAAAUCAUGCCAUGGCUCUAUGUGUUUGCCGGAUUCAUCGUUUUUCGGUUCUUUGCGUUGCUUUUCUUCUCCAUUCUGAACGACUUGAUCUUCGCAUACAACAUUUUCAUUACCGUUGUGUGGGUUUUGAUCAUUCCCGCAAGUGUUUAUGGUUGGCUCACUGUCUACAGUUUGUACGUAGAAUUAGCAGAUCUCACAAAGUUGGAGGAUUUGGCACAUUUGAGAAUGGGAACAAUGCAAUCUUUGAACGCAUCGACAACUCAUUCGUUGGCAGGAUCACGUCCCGUUACGCCACAUACGACUUCUGUGAGCACCAUGCCGAUGGAUACACGAAUCUUUUGAAAAGUAUUGAGUCUCGAACGAAGUUUUUAUUAUUUUUUAAGCAUUUUAUUGAAGUUACGCACAUUUUACGCUGACGUACUAAGCAAGAAAAGGAACCAUUCCGUCCAUUUUUUACUUUUUAUUAGAUGUAGGAAGAAAUUAAAAUAAAUAAAAAUAAAAGUUUCUUA